This is a messenger RNA of Rhinichthys klamathensis goyatoka, 4036 nucleotides long. RefSeq names its product dystrophin related protein 2 (gene drp2). Gene Ontology annotation, cellular component: plasma membrane. The transcript has 25 exons. Gene Ontology annotation, molecular function: protein binding; zinc ion binding. Gene Ontology annotation, biological process: synaptic signaling. The record is from RefSeq and is a predicted model, not a curated record. The coding region runs from base 168 to 3263 and encodes 1031 amino acids. NCBI's taxonomy places the organism in Eukaryota, Metazoa, Chordata, Actinopteri, Cypriniformes, Leuciscidae.
CGUCCAGCAAACUUCAUCUGGAGUGAAGGAAGAAUAUGCGCACUCCUCCGGGAUUACAGUUGAUGCGUUAUCAUGAAUUGAGGCAGGUGCAGAACUUCAAACGAUGAAUUCCACGAGCGCAAAACUACGCGAUAUCUCCCUUGCUCGGCUGAUGUCCUAGUUCAUGUAUGAGAUUAUUUGCUCACCGCCGACUGCCUGUUCAUCACUACUCCACUCUCAUCCCGCAGCUUUCCUCUUUUUAUCUGAGCGUCCGUGUAAAAUGGAAAUCUGAAGUGCUUUACUUUCGCUGUUUCUCACCUUUCAAAAGAAAAGACCCUGUGGUGAUGCACAGGAACCAGAGAGGAGGAUGUGUGGUAAACAGCUCUCCCUCUGAGUCUCCUAUCCUCUGCUCGGUCCCUGGAUACGCAAAUUGCCAGGUCUUCUCCUCCUCUCCUUUCCGCUCCACUAGCUGCUCCUGGCUUCUGGAGAACGCCUCCUCUCCACGCUGCCUCGGACACCAGGAACCUGCCGCCACGUCAAUCACGUCCUCACAUCUGGCUGCAGGGCGGCCCUCGUGGCCGGGAUGCCACUGUGUACCCUGCCAGUCGGCGGUGGAUCCUGAGGGGCAGGAGUUGCCCACCCAGUGCAGGGGGCAGAGGAACAAACACCCUGAUCACGACAUGAAUCUCUGCUGGAACGAGAUCAAGCGCAAAUCCCACAACAUCAGGGUACGGCUGGAGGCCUUUUCGGACAACAGCGGGAAGCUCCAGCUGUCCCUGCAGGAGAUCAUCGAAUGGCUGACAGCUAAAGACGAGGAGAUGUCCGAGCAGCUGCCCAUAGGUGGUGACGUCGGAGCGGUGCAGCACCAGCGGGAGUUCCACCAGGGUUUCAUGGAAGAUGUCAAAUCCAGAGGGCCCUACAUCUACUCAGUUUUGGAGUCGGCUCAGACCUUCCUGGCACAACACCCUUUCCAGGAGCCUGAGGAGACGUUGCCUGAUGGCAAAGAGCUCUCUCCUCGCCGGCGAAUGCUGAAUGUAAGUCGCUCUGUGUGGAAGCAGGCCAACGUGGCCAGUGACCUGUGGGAGAAGUUGACAGCACGCUGUGUGGACCGACACCGGCACAUGGAGCGAACCCUGGAGAGGCUGUUGCAGAUCCAGGCUGCCAUGGAGGAGCUGGCUGCCGCUCUGGAGCAGGCAGAGGGGGUGAGGGACGCCUGGGAGCCUGUAGGAGACCUGUUCAUUGAUUCGCUGCAGGACCAUAUAGAUGCUACUAAGCUGUUUAAAGAAGAGUUGGCCCAGGUCAAGGAAGGAAUGAAACACAUAAAUGACCUGGCCCAUCAGCUGGCCAUAGCUGACGUGCACUUGUCCAUGGAGAACGCCAGAGCCCUCGAGCACCUCAACAACAGAUGGAAACUUCUGCAGGGAUCUAUUGAAGAACGUCUAAAACAAUUGCAAGAUGCCCACAGAGAUUUUGGCCCCGGAUCACAGCACUUCCUUUCUAGCUCUGUGCAGAUUCCUUGGGAACGUGCCAUUUCCCCCAACAAAGUGCCAUACUAUAUCAACCAUCAGGCCCAGACAACCUGCUGGGACCAUCCAAAGAUGACUGAAUUAUACCAUGCUCUGGCGGACCUGAAUAACAUCAAGUUCUCUGCAUACAGGACGGCCAUGAAGCUGAGGCACGUGCAGAAGGCUUUAAGAUUGGACCUGUUGAAGCUGAGCAGCGUGGUGGACGUGUUUAGAGAACAGGAGUUGCAGCACGCCGAACAUGUGAUGGAUGUGGUCGAGGUCAUCCACGCACUCACUUCCCUGUACGAGAGACUAGAGGAAGAAAGAUCCGUCUUGAUCAAUAUCCCCCUGUGCGUCGACAUGUGUCUCAACUGGCUGCUGAACGUUUACGACAGUGGUCGUAAUGGUAAGAUCCGAGUGCUCUCCUUCAAGACGGGCCUGGUUAUUCUAUGCAACGCAGACAUCCAGGAAAAGUAUAAAUACCUUUUCAGACAGGUGUGUGGUCCAAGUGGACUGACAGAUCAGAAACAUCUCAGUCUGUUACUGCACGAGGCCAUUCAGAUCCCUCGGCAGCUCGGGGAGGUGGCGGCAUUUGGGGGGAGCAACGUGGAGCCCAGUGUCCGCAGCUGCUUUCGGAUGGCUCCAGGUAAGUCAGCAAUCGAGGUGUCUCACUUCCUGGAGUGGAUGAUUCUGGAGCCUCAGUCGGUGGUGUGGCUCCCUGUUUUGCACCGGGUGACUGUGGCUGAGACCGCGAUGCACCAGGCACGCUGCUAUAUCUGUAAGCAGUGCCCUAUCAAGGGCUUCAGAUACCGAAGUCUGAAACAGUUCAAUGUGGACAUCUGCCAGACGUGUUUUCUGACAGGCCGGACUACCAAGGGCAAGAAACUACACUACCCCAUCAUGGAAUACUACACCCCGACGACCUCAGGCGAGAAGAUGAGGGACUUUGCGAAGACACUAAAGAACAAGUUCCGCUCAAAGCAGUAUUUUAGUAAACACCCUCAGAGGGGCUACCUGCCUGUUCAAUCAGUACUGGAGGUGGAGAGCUCUGAGACACCCUGCUCAUCUCCCAGGCUGCCUCAUGCGGACACACACAGCCGGAUUGAGCAUUUUGCCAGCAGGUUGGCAGAAAUGGAGAACCAGAACUGUUCCUUUUUCACUGACAGUCUCUCUCCGGAUGAAAGUUUGGAUGAAGAUCAGUACCUCCUACGUCACUCCAGCCCUGCCCUCGAGGAGGACUCCCCCCACAGCCACCUGCUGGCCCACCUGGACUGCCAGGACAGAGAAGAGCUGCAGCGCACCCUCCACCGCCUGGAGAACGAGAACAGGGUGCUGCAGGGUGAGUAUCGGCGGCUGAAGUGGAAGCACGAAGAGGCUGCAGCAUCACCUCAGCUGCUGGAGUCGGGUCCUGGUUCACCGGCUGAUCAGCAAGACGAGGAGCUCCUAGCUGAGGCUCGAGUCCUCCGACAGCACAAGACCCGCCUGGAGACGCGCAUGCAGAUUCUGGAGGACCACAACAAGCAACUGGAGUCCCAGCUGCACAGACUCAGAGAACUACUGCUGCAGCCCAAAGACGACUCUGAGGCCAAUGGUUCGGCUCCUUCCUCUCUUUCCUCCCCCGUGUCAGGAGGAGGCCACCAGGGGGAGCCUCCCAGCAGAGAGACCACAGACACAGAACCUGCAGGUGAGGAUUUUGAUCAUGAGCAAGACACUGUACUGCAGCUGCAACAGGUUAUCGAACAGCUGAGGAACGUCUUCCCAUCUGAGCCUGGUCCAUGAAGAACCUGAAGCAAAACUCAGAGGCCUAACAUUGUGCAGGUGCCGUUUUGCUCAUCUUAUCGUGGGCAGGGUUUUGGGAAUGCGGGGCUGGCGAAUCCAAGGACAGACGAGGGGACUGUGAGAAGGGACCGGAAGAGUUUCAGGACAACCUUCUCAGCAUGCAACCAUUUGCCAAUCCCAAAGAGCUGUGGGAUUAUCUGAGUGCUAACUAAACAAACUAAUGUUUACAUGGUGCCAAAGGCCUGCACUGAUCCGGACACUGUGCUAACCCGUGUAGUAAUGCAACUUGUGUGGCUUCAAUACAGCACAAGAACCACAAACAAGACUUACACCAGGCAGAAAGUGUCUCUCCUUAGGUAUCCCUUCUCAUUUUAAAAUGGUUUUCGGACUCACUCAUGCACAUAAACACAUACCAUUAAAUCAUGCUUGGAAAUGCGUGGCCCUUGUUCUGUGAAGCAGAAAAGAACAGAUUCCCCUGAACUGUCGGGACACACGGCAAGCUUAUUUACACUGUAAGGAUGACACGUCUUCGGUUGAGGCCAUCAUUUAUUUAAGAUGCCAAAGUGCCCAAUGAGCAUUGCGCUCCUGCCCUGACAUUCUUUUCCAUUUCCCCCCUGCUCUUUUUCUCUUUCAUUUAACACAGUUUCCUUAAAAGUGCAAAUCACUCUUAAAUGCAUACAUGGUAUACAGAGACAUGAACUGCAACAACCAUUUUCUAUCUUGAUUAGUAUUUUUGCCUUGUUUUCAUUACAGAUAUAUAAACAUCUUAAAAA